Molecule: messenger RNA, 1024 nt
Organism: Cornus florida
Lineage: Eukaryota; Viridiplantae; Streptophyta; Magnoliopsida; Cornales; Cornaceae
Exons: 1
Coding region: 100-705 (201 amino acids)
Source: RefSeq, a predicted model, not a curated record
UUCACUCUCUCUCUCCAGAAUAAAACCUCAGCAACCUUUCAAAGUCCAAACCUCUCUCUCUCCUCCUCUCCUCUUUCUCUCUCUGUAAUCUGAUCAGAAAUGAAGAAGCUAUACCACAAAGGCGCUGUCCACCCAUCACCGCCACUCAUCUCCGAUCACUUAGCUUUUUUGCCGGCGACGAUCUUGACCCUCACGGCGGUGCUCUCCCCGGAAGACAGAGAAGUCCUCGCUUACCUUAUCUCUUGCUCCUCCAGCAACUUUUCCGGCAAUCAGAAGAAUACCCAGAAGACUACCGCUACCGGCGGUGGAAGAGGCGGUGGCGGUGACCACCCACCUUCGUUCAACUGCAGCUGUUUCAGGUGUUACACGAGUUACUGGGUCAGGUGGGACUCGUCGCCGAAUCGGCAGGUCAUACACGAAAUAAUCGACGCGUUCGAAGAUGGGUUGGUUCAGGGGAAGAAGGAGAGAAACAGGAGAGAGAGAAGGAAGAGAGGUUGUAAUGGGCCGGACGAGUUGAAGCGGUCUGAGUUGAUGAGUUCGGGUAAGGGCAAGUUUACUGAGUCGGAAUCGGUGGACAAGGGUGGUGGUGGCGGUGGUGGAGGAGAAGGUUGUGGUGAUGAUGAGGGAGAGGAAGGUUUUGAGAAAGGGUCAGUGAGGAAGUUUGUUAGUUUCAUUGGAGAGAGGAUUUGGAGUGUUUGGACCUGAUGAUUUUGAGGGAAAAUAUGAAGGAAAAAAAAGAGAAGAAAAGAAAAGAAAAAAGAAAAAAAAGGUGGGUUCUACUUCUCUGUUAAAAUUAAGCCUUACAGUUUCUUUAAUUUUGGUAUUGAUCUUUUUCUUUUUCUUGGGAGCUGUAUAUUACUUAACCCUUUUCUUACAAUGAGAAAAAAUGGUUAGCUUUGGAUGAUCUUCCCAUGAAUUAGUUAUCUUCUUAGCAUUUGAAACAGCUUUUGUAUAUAUAUAUAUAUACACAUAUAUAUGUAUAUCUGUAUAUGGAAUGGAAGAGAUUAUGGGUUUUUCAGUAUAA